GAGACGCCAAAGUAGGCCGCGGGACAAGUCACAGACCGUCGACUAUCGAUAUAAUUUAAAUAACAAUUUUCAUGUUCUAGACCAGUGGUCGCCAACCUCUUGAGCUACCUUGUUAAUUUUUAGAAUUUUUUGUGGAAUUUUUAAGCUUCACUGAUUUUGGCAGUUUGUAUUUUUAAAAUUAAAAUAGUUGUGAUAGCUACCAGGUUAGCGACCGCUGUUUUAGACAGUAAGCUCUAAAUGACAUGGCCUGCCCAUCUCAGUCUUUCCGACAAUAUUCUUUUGACGAUGUCUGGGUGAUUUUAUAUUUCUUCUAAUUCCCUGUUCGUUCUAAUGCGAUACUGUUGAGUGACAUCAUCUUUGCCUACUGUUUAUUAUUCCAAAAUUCAGAGAUUGAUGUUGCGUUCUUAUAAAAAUUAGUCAAUCAACUGUCAGUUGGGGGGUGACGCAUGCGCAAAACAUCCACUCCACGAAAAAUAUCACAGCCACCUGUGGUGCAUCAAUUUUUACCAUAUUAUCUUAUAGCUAUAUGAGUUAAAGUAAUGUUUGGUAAGUUGCCAGUGCUUGUUUUAAAUUCUGUGGAUUCCGUUUCACCGACCAAUGGCGGUGUCGCUAUUGUAUUGUAUUUGUGUUGUUUCGGGCUGACUUUUUUAAAGCCAGCUAUAUAUAACUAACCUCCAAAGAAAACCGAAAAAUGGCCCCAGUUACAAAAAUUAGGUAUGUAAAAAGAGUGCAGUACUAUUUCAAUAAGUUGCUAAACGAAAAUACGUCGUCGGCAAGUUUUAAAAUGUUUCUGAAUAAACCCGAACCGUUGAAACUUGGGGUGCCUCAUCGAGAUAUUUACCCACGGUGAGUCGGCCCGAUUCCAAACCAGGCCGACCGCGAUCCCGCGUUUAUCGAUCUUGCGUAUGACACGAAUUUUCGCGGAGAUUUUUUCGGGACGCCGUACCUCGCGCCACCGGGCACCUUGGCGGGCGAGCGACGACGCUUCCCAGUGCAUUUUCACGGCAGAUUCUCGGACGUCGUCAAAGAAGACGAUUUAAAAAACGAUUAAUCACACAACAUUCGACGGUAUGAUAUUCGGGCACGAGAAAGAACGCCGCAGCAGAUACAAUCGGCAACUGCAACCGUGGAGCGGCGCGGGUGCGAGUCCGUGCGUCGAGCAAGUCGCGGGCCCUCCGGUCCCGGCAAGGAUCGGCCAGUACUACCAGACGCCAAGGCUCCAUCCGUGGCGACCCGCCAUGGGCUACGAGACCGUCGAAGCGAUGGCCCUCCCGAGUCAAUACACGACCAACGCGCUCGUCGAUCCGUGCUACGCUCCCUACGGCAUGGCUACCGAGCCACUGAAAUUUCCGAAUCUGGUGACCGGGUUCGAGAGGAACCCCGCGCACGCGGCCAGGGCCGCCCUCUACACCCGCUACACCCCGUUGGAGUGGACGCACAGCAACCUGAGCCGCUACAAUGAGGCCGAUACGAACAGAAAUUUCUCGGAGCGGCUCAGGGGCGACUUUAUCCGAGUGAUGAGGGAAACGGACGAGAAAACGGCCCAGGGACAGCGCGAGUCGGGCCGCAGGUUAGGCGAACGCAUCACGGACACGACAUUUUGGCGCAACGAGGUACGCACCGAGCUCGAGCGUCUACUGACGGAGACCGGCCUGUUGCAAGACUCGAAACGAGCCCUAGAGAAAGCGAUCGACGACAUCGAGGGGCCGCUACACAUCGCCCAAGAGUGCCUUUACCACCGCGAGAAGCGUCACGGUAUAGAGCUCGUUCACGACGCGCCCGAACGCUCGCUCCUCAAGGAGGUCGAAACGUAUAGGAACGCCCGCGAACGCCUUAAAUGUCUCCACGGGAAGGUGACGGACCAGUUGCGAAACAACCGGGCGGCGCAGCACGAACUCGAGACGGACGCGAGCGGCAAGGAGUCCGCGCUUGGCAUCGACAAUGUCUGCCACCAGCUCAACAAUUACUCGAAAGGCAUCAACUACUACGGCGGCAUCGAGAAGUUCGACCCCACCGUGAGCACCGUGACGACGUGGGCGGAGCACAGCAGCCGUAACGUGCAGCGAUCGCAGGCGGAGCGCGGCAAGUCAGCCCAGAUGCGCUCCGACGUCGACAAUUUGAUAAAUUCGUGCGCGCAGGACGUGUGGGACGCGUGGAGCGACACAAAUAACGCCCUGGCGCGCCGCUCCGCCGAAACGCUCGAGACCAAGAGCAAACUGCAGAUGCACCUGCACAAGGUGCAGCAGGAACUGUUCGACCUCGAGAAGAAUAUCGAGCUGCUGAAGAAGGCGAUCGCGGACAAGAGCGACCCGAUGAAGGUGGCGCAGACCCGGCUCGAGGCGCGCACCCACCGCAAAGACAUCGAACUUUGCCGGGACGGCGCGCAAGACCGCCUCGUCCACGAGGUGAGGGACCUGCGCGACAGCGUCGAGUACCUGAACAAGAAGCUACUCGAGGCGGAGGCGCAGCAGCAGCAGCUUCUUAAGACCAGGGCCUCGCUGGAAGACGAUCUGCACAACAAGUGCAACUCGCUGUUCAUCGAUCGCGAAAAGUGCAUGGGCCUGCGUCGCUCGUUCCCAAUCACGGCCACCGUUAAGUAUUGAAUUAACCCACUCUGCCUUUACCUCGCCGCAC
This is a messenger RNA of Cylas formicarius (sweet potato weevil), 2634 nucleotides long. Its product is annotated as tektin-3-like. The coding region runs from base 1071 to 2603 and encodes 510 amino acids. Gene Ontology annotation, biological process: cilium movement involved in cell motility; cilium assembly. The record is from RefSeq and is a predicted model, not a curated record. Gene Ontology annotation, cellular component: microtubule cytoskeleton; nucleus. Lineage: Eukaryota; Metazoa; Arthropoda; Insecta; Coleoptera; Brentidae. The transcript is spliced from 6 exons.